Molecule: messenger RNA, 1943 nt
Organism: Betta splendens (Siamese fighting fish)
Lineage: Eukaryota; Metazoa; Chordata; Actinopteri; Anabantiformes; Osphronemidae
Product: sialoadhesin-like
Exons: 6
Coding region: 1229-1846 (205 amino acids)
Biological process (GO): cell surface receptor signaling pathway
Molecular function (GO): transmembrane signaling receptor activity
Source: RefSeq, a predicted model, not a curated record
UAAUCGCCCGUCGGUAAUCCUCCGCGAGGAUCUUGAAAUAAUCACGUAGGUCGCUGGGUAGCUCGGCGCAAGUGAAUUCCAUGCUCCCUCGGGAGAAGAAUAUUCGCCGUACAAAAACAAGGAACAAAACAGUCACUGACCUGACCGGAGGCUAAGUGCUGGCUGGGUCCAAGUUUGGCCAGAUUGUUCUGUCAGGACUCGGGCAGGCGGCGGACCCACAUGCACAGCACGAAGGCACGAUUAUGAUAAAGCGCAGGUUUAUUAGACAAGGCAGGGUCAGGCAGUCCAGGUCAUACACGGAAGUGUUCAGUGAGCGGUAAACAAGGGAGCAGGCAAUCUCUGAUUAAAUGUCCAGGCAGGGUUCGAUACACAAGCAGGCUCGGUAAAGGUACAAACGGGGAUAAGGCAAACUCACGGUCAGGUAGUUAGUCCAGGUUCUUUUACAGGCAGGAUACACGGAGCAAGGCAAAACAGGAACAGGCACGAGGAGCACGGACACGGAACACGAAAACACGGGAAACUCGGAACGCUCAGGAAACACGCGACACUGAUGAAACACGACAAUCUGGCAAGUGACUACGGGAACAGGAGGUGACUAAAUACACAGGAUAUAACAGGAGGAAACGCAGAGUGGACCUCAUCACUGAGACCUUUGAUCAUUUUACCUGGAAGGAACCGAGCUGAGGCUGGUCCACUAUGAGCAGUGGUGCUGGACCUGCACAAACCCUUUAGUGAGUCUGAAGCUGUGGGUGGUCGUCUCUCCUCUCUCACCUCCAGCCGGGGGAGGCAGAUGGUCGAACGCCCUGGAGGGUUGAAGGUUGUUUUGUUUUUGAGGUGAACUGGAGUGAGCUGGUUUUUGGGUCACGUAGACCCAGAUGGAGGCGACCCAAACCACAGCGUACAGUAGUUACAUUCAGAGAGGAAGAGGUCGUGUGGCCUAGAUCAGAACUCAUGAUCAGCUCAGUGAUGAGCCGGGUCCUCGUCGGGUCGGCUUCAGUGGAGACAUUGAAACCAAAAGGCCUCAUUUCCAUCAGUGAGUGUUAGUAACUGACUGCUGUGAUUUCCAGCUCAACGUCUGCUCUUCUGGACGUUUCCUCCAGUCAACGAACGUCAGCGCAGAGAAGCUGCAGAUGACUUUCCACAGAAACCACCAGACAAAUGUCAAGCACAGGAAGGAGGACAGUCGGGUUCUGGUUUCUGAAGGCGAGGACACAGUGACUCAGCUCAGAUGGAGGGAACGGGCUCCUGGAGGCUGCUCGUUUUCUUCUUCAGUUUUCUUCUCCUUGGUCUCAUUUUAACCUCCACAGCCCGUCUGACUGUGAGUCCCAGCAGCUCUCAGCUCUUUGAACACCAGUUCAUGAAUCUCAGCUGUGAGGACGACGACGGAUCUGCUGGAUGGACGGUGACGAGGAACACGAGCAGAGAAACCAGAGCUGCGUGUGGAGCUGAUUGGGGAAAACUUGAUGCUUUCUUCUGCACCAUCAGCUACAUCCUCCCGUGGGACAGUGGUGUUUACUGGUGCGAGUCCAGCUCUGGCUCCAGCAGCAGCAGCAGCAGCAUCAGUGUCUCAGGUGGAUCCGUGAUCCUGCAGAGCCCUGUCCUCCCUGUGAUGGAGGGACAUGAUGUCACUCUGCACUGUCAAACAAAGAGCCCUCCCUCCGAACUCCCAGCUGAUUUCUAUAAAGACGGCUCCCUCAUCAGGACUGAGCCCACGGGUCACAUGACCAUCCACCACGUCACCAAGUCUGAUGAAGGAGUUUAUAAAUGCAGCAUCGAGGCUUCUGGAGAGUCUCCGUCCAGCUGGAUCCAUGUCUCAGCGGUGCGUCGGGAUGAAACCCAAAGCUGAGACAGACAAACACAGAGCGUCGGUCUGCUUCGAGGAGGUGACUUAUAACGAAGUAAUCAUCAGGCCGAGCAGCAGGAGAGGUGGGCUGCAAACAAAC